CAAAGUAAUGGUCAAACUUUACUCUGUAUUCUCAGGCGAAUUUUGAUUCUCUGCUUUUCUCUUCUUUUGACUACGUACUCCACACCACCUUCGGCCAUCUCUCUCUCUCACACACUAUUGUCGCCAGAGCCGGUAUUCCACUUCCGGCCGCUGGAGAAAAAUUUGAUUACUCGUCUUCCGUACAAGCACCACUACACUGUAACAACGUAACAGCCAGGUGUACGCUGACAUUUAUGCUUCAACUGAAGCAAGUUUUACAGAUCCGGGGGAGUGAAAUGGUGGACAAAGCAUAUUCAAUUUGGACUUCUAGUAGCGGUGAAAGAAAUUUGAAGCUAGCUUCAAUUUCAAGAAUUAUCCCUGGACAAAAAAAUCUGCAAGGACAGAGUAGAGAUGGGGACCUGGAUAGUUGGUCUUAAGGCGGCGAUAUCAUCUCUUCUAGCUGGGCUGUCAUGACUUGAUGUAUUGAGUGAUCAGCCUCUCCUACGCAAUACAUAGAGCACCAAUUACAUUCUGCCCAUCACUAAGUCUGUGAUUCUCGGCUCUACAGACAGCCAUCACUGGAGUACAGCAGCAUCAGUAGUGAGGGUUCUAACAGAAUCUCUGCCUGCUUUGAUACCAUGAAAUAUAAAUCCAUCUUGCAUGUGUAGAAGACUUAAUGUAAAUGAAUUAAUAUGCCCUCCCUCUAGUAUCUUAAACUUUUAAAUGAGGGGUUUCAACAAACUAUGAAUCAUUUCUUGUUUGAUGUGGCUAGAGUACAGACGGAAAUGGAAUAACCUCUACAGUCUAUGAUGUGUUUGGCUGAAUAUAUGAUUGUGAUGAACAGAUAACAAAAAUUUGACAUCCAAUAGUCCAAUAGUUCUGUUAUUUUGAACGCACGCACUUCUUUCAAGAGCUAUCACCCAAAUGAUUCUGUUGCAUUCAGAAAGUUCACAUGGAGCUCUUGGCCAGACAAAUAUGCUGCUGAAAGUAUCUGGUUCAGAUGCUUUUCGGGUUAGUGUUUCUAGUGCCCCCAGUACUUCUAGUCAAGGUUCUACACCAGAUGAUUCCAAUGCUUUGGGGGAUGUUUAUAUGUGGGGCGAGAUUAUAUGUGACAAUGUUGUCAAGUUUGGGCCAGUGAAGAAUUCAAUUUCUGAGAGCAAAAGAGCUGAUGUGCUUCUUCCCAGGCCACUAGAAUCAAAUGUUGUACUGGAUGUACAUCAUAUUGCUUGUGGAGUUAGGCAUGCUGCCGUAGUUACUAGGCAAGGUGAAAUCUUUAGUUGGGGUGAAGAAUCUGGUGGACAGCUUGGCCAUGGAGUUGGGAAAGAUGUUACUAAACCUCGUCUAGUGGAAUCUUUAUCUUUUUGCCACGUUGAUUUUGUUGCAUGUGGAGAGUUUCAUACUUGUGCUGUUACGACAUCUGGUGAACUGUAUACAUGGGGAGACGGAAGACAUAAUGCAGGGAUCUUGGGUCAGGGAACUGAUAUCAGUCACUGGAUACCAAAGAGAAUUUCAGGUCCUCUUGAGAGACUUCAUGUUGCAACUGUUACUUGUGGUCCAUGGCAUACUGCCUUGAUAUCCUCAACUGGACAACUCUUUACAUUUGGGGACGGAACUUUUGGAGUUUUGGGCCAUGGAAAUCGAGAACAUAUUUUGUAUCCGAGGGAGGUAGAGUCUCUAGCUGGGUUGAGGACAAUUUCUGUCGCAUGCGGAGUUUGGCACACGGCUGCUGUGGUUGAGGUCAUUGUAACACAGUCUAGCACAAGUGUUUCAUCCGGUAAACUUUUCACUUGGGGUGAUGGUGAUAAAAACCGCCUUGGACAUGGUGACAAGGAAUCUCGACUUAAACCUACUUGUGUGACUGCUCUAAUCGAUUACAAUUUUCACAAAAUUGCCUGUGGCCAUAAUUUGACUGUUGGCCUUACUACAUCUGGGCGUGUUUUCACAAUGGGAAGUACAGUUUAUGGUCAGCUUGGAAAUCCUAGAUCUGAUGGAAAGUUACCUUGCUUAGUAGAAGACAAUCUUGUUUCUGAAUCUGUUGAAGAAAUUGCUUGUGGUGCAUAUCAUGUGGCUGUGUUAACAUCCAAAAAUGAGGUCUUUAUGUGGGGAAACGGGGCUAAUGGAAGGUUGGGCCAAGGAGAUAUAGAAGAUCGUAAAAUGCCAUCACUAGUAGAAGCUUUAAAGGAUAGAAGUGUCAAAUAUAUUGCCUGUGGUUCAAAUUACACGGCUGCAGUAUGUCUUCAAAAACGGGUUUCUGGUGCCGAUCAGUCUCAAUGUUCAGCUUGUAGACAGGUUUUUGGCUUCUCAAGAAAGAGGCAUAAUUGCUACAAUUGUGGACUAGUACACUGUCAUGCUUGCAGUUCAAGAAAAGCAUUGCGAGCAGCAUUGGCACCUAAUCCCAUCAAACCAUAUCGUGUCUGUGAUUCAUGUUUCUCUAAGCUCAGUAACCGGAGAGAUUCUGUACCACGCAUUUCAGGCGAAAGUACUGAUGCAAUCGAAAGGACUGAUCUACAAUCAACCAAGUCGGAAACACAAUCCAAUAUUGAUUUGAUUAAACGUUUAGAUGCAAAAGCGGCCAAGCAAGGAAAGAAAGCCAAUACAUUUGCAUCAGGUCGUUCCUCUCAACUACAUUCUUCAUCACAGAUGAGAGAUGCAGUUAUGUAUGCAGAUGUUGAUGUGCUGCGAACUGCACAAAAACCAAUUCUUACACCAUAUAGUGUUAGUUCCAGGUCUGUAUCACCCUUCUCGAGCAAAACCAGUCCCCACCGAUUUGCAACACCAGUUCCUACAACGUCAGGACAUUCUUUCUCCGAAACAAAUACUGAUACUUUGAAGAAGACAAAUGAAUUUCUGAACCAAGAAGUACACAAAUUGCGUGUACAGGUUGAGAGCCUUAGAAAUAGAUGUGAUCUACAAGAAUUGGAACUUCAGAAAUCAGUGAAGAAAGCUCAGGAAGCAAUAACAUUGGCUGCAGAGGAAUCUGCUAGCUGUAAAUCUGCAAAAGAAGUGAUAAAGUCACUCACAGCUCAGCUCAAAUAUUUGACUGAGAGAUUACCAUCGGGGGUUUAUAAUCCUGAUUACAUCAAGUUGGCUCACCCACCACAUACUACAGACUGUCCUGUCUCUGAUGGAGAAGGGAGUUCAAGAUCUGAUUCAAUCAACGACUCCUACAUGGCCUCACACAUUGGAUUCGACUCCAUUACUGUAAAUGAAAUGCAUGGCCACGCUGAAUUGGUUGGGGAUACUAUUGAGAGAAAUAAAAAUGACUCUAGUGCUCAGGAACAUGGACUUUCCACCUUAAAUGGAAUGAAUGACGACUCAAAUGUCCAACUCUCUAAUGGAUGUAGUGUCCAGGGUUACAUGAAUAGUGUGCCUGACGGUGUUGACACUAAAGAAUCUGGACCUGUUGAAGGUGGUGAUAAUGGCUUCAAAUCUAGAGAUGCAGUGGUUGCUGGUAAUUCUAGUCAAACUGAGACUGAGUGGAUUGAACAAUACGAAUCUGGUGUGUAUAUAACACUUGUAGCGCUUCCAGAUGGGACAAGAGAUCUCAAACGUGUGCGUUUCAGGUGCAAUAGUAUAAUUCAAAAUUUGAUCUUAAAAAUAAAGAGCAUAUUACCCUUUAAAGAGUUUCUUCGAGAUACAUUGACUAUUAAUGGUAAAAGAGAAUUUAGGUUGUGGGCUCGUGUUCUUCUAGACGGUAGUAUUUAUAUAGAGAUUUAUGCCUUUUUUGUGUUUGUUUUAUUAAUUAUAAUUGCGAAUUUUGAUUCUCUGCUUUUCUCUUCUUUUGACUACGUACUCCACACCACCUUCGGCCAUCUCUCUCUCUCACACACUAUUGUCGCCAGAGCCGGUAUUCCACUUCCGGCCGCUGGAGAAAAAUUUGAUUACUCGUCUUCCGUACAAGCACCACUACACUGUAACAACGUAACAGCCAGGUGUACGCUGACAUUUAUGCUUCAACUGAAGCAAGUUUUACAGAUCCGGGGGAGUGAAAUGGUGGAUUAUGCCAUUUUACCAGAAAUGGUUGACAGGUUCGUUGACAUAAUUGGUGUUGACAAUAUAUGA
Molecule: messenger RNA, 4041 nt
Organism: Olea europaea var. sylvestris
Lineage: Eukaryota; Viridiplantae; Streptophyta; Magnoliopsida; Lamiales; Oleaceae
Product: PH, RCC1 and FYVE domains-containing protein 1-like
Exons: 10
Coding region: 904-4041 (1045 amino acids)
Molecular function (GO): metal ion binding
Source: RefSeq, a predicted model, not a curated record